Lactuca saligna is the source of this 2384-nucleotide messenger RNA. The record is from the annotation of a GenBank genome assembly. Lineage: Eukaryota; Viridiplantae; Streptophyta; Magnoliopsida; Asterales; Asteraceae.
AUGAGCACAGCGCCAAUUUCAGUCGUCUUCUGGGAGAUAAGUUAUCGCAAAAAAAUUCGCCCUUUCUUCGCAUUGCAUCAAGAAAACGUCGAUUCGAAUUCGAGUCUAGCUUCAUCGAGUAAUGGUAAUCACAAUCUGGCACCCGAGUCGGAGGGGCAAGUUAUCGAUUUUCGAGAGGAUGAGGUUUCUAAUAGCGAAGAAUGUUUGAAUGAAGUUGAGAGUGAGAUAAAUGCUGCAGGAGAUGAAGUUGGGAGGGAGAAGGGGAAACUACCGUUGCUUGUGUUUUUAAUGGGAUUUUUCGCAAGGAUAAAGCUUGGAUUCGAGAAAAUGCUGUUAUCGGAUGGGUUUAGUUGGUGGCCUUUUUGGCGGCAAGACAAGAGAUUAGAGCUGUUAAUUUCUGAAGCAGACUUGAAUCCGAAGGAUGCUGCGAAACAGAGUGCCUUGUUGGUUGAGCUCAAUAAACACAGUCCGGAAUCCGUCAUAAGACGUUUUGAGCAGAGGCAAUAUGCAGUUGACAGUAAAGGAGUUGCAGAAUAUAUUCGAGCUCUGGUAGCCACUAAUGCCAUUGCUGAAUAUCUUCCUGAUGAGCAAUCUGGAAAGCCUUCCAGUCUUCCUGCACUAUUACAAGAACUGAAGCAAAGGGCAUCUGGAAACUUAGACGAGUCAUUUUUAAAUCCUGGCAUAUCUGAGAGACAGCCAUUGCAUGUAAUGAUGGUCGAUCCAAAAGUGUCAAAUAGAUCAUCACGGUUUGCACAGGAGCUCAUCUCCACGAUCUUAUUCACCGUUGCUAUUGGCUUAAUGUGGGUAAUGGGUGCUGCUGCACUUCAGAAGUAUAUUGGUGGCUUAGGUGGUAUAGGAGCUUCUGGUGUUGGGUCAAGUUCUUCUUACACCCCAAAAGAAUCAAAUAAAGAAAUAGCACCCGAGAAGAAUGUGAAAACCUUCAAGGAUGUAAAAGGUUGUGAUGAUGCCAAACAAGAGCUUGAGGAAGUGGUAGAGUACCUCAGAAAUCCAGGGAAGUUCACUAGACUUGGUGGGAAGUUGCCAAAGGGGAUACUUUUGACUGGUGCACCUGGAACAGGGAAAACUCUACUUGCCAAGGCAAUUGCUGGAGAAGCUGGGGUUCCAUUUUUCUAUCGUGCAGGUUCCGAGUUUGAGGAAAUGUUUGUUGGUGUGGGUGCUCGGAGGGUGAGAUCUUUGUUUCAAGCAGCAAAGAAGAAGGCUCCAUGCAUCAUCUUUAUUGAUGAGAUAGAUGCUGUUGGAUCCACUAGAAAGCAGUGGGAAGGUCAUACCAAGAAAACACUUCAUCAACUGCUUGUGGAAAUGGACGGGUUUGAACAGAAUGAGGGCAUAAUUUUGAUGGCUGCAACAAACUUGCCCGAUAUUCUUGAUCCGGCUUUAACAAGGCCUGGUAGAUUUGAUAGGCAUAUUGUGGUCCAAAAUCCAGAUGUGAAGGGUCGUCAAGAGAUUUUGGAUUUGUAUUUGCAGGACAAACCACUUGCAGAUGAUGUUGAUGUCAAGGCAAUUGCACGGGGUACACCCGGCUUCAACGGUGCUGACUUGGCAAAUUUGGUGAAUGUGGCCGCCAUCAAGGCUGCUGUUGAAGGUGCCGAAAAAUUGAACGCCGCGCAGUUGGAGUUUGCCAAGGACAGAAUAAUCAUGGGUACAGAGCGCAAAACCAUGUUUAUAUCUGAAGAUUCAAAAAAGCUGACAGCUUAUCACGAGAGUGGGCAUGCAAUUGUUGCCUUGAAUACGGAUGGUGCACAUCCAAUUCACAAGGCAACAAUUAUGCCACGUGGAUCAGCUUUAGGAAUGGUGACACAGCUGCCCUCAAAUGACGAGACAUCUGUAAGCAAAAAGCAAUUAUUGGCACGUCUUGAUGUUUGCAUGGGAGGACGUGUUGCGGAAGAGCUUAUCUUUGGGCGUGACCAUAUUACCACCGGUGCUAGUAGCGAUCUUCAGUCUGCUACAGAACUUGCUCAAUAUAUGGUAUCGUCUUGUGGUAUGAGCGAUGUGAUUGGGCCAAUUCAUAUUAAAGAGCGACCAGGCUCCGAGAUGCAAUCGCGUAUCGAUGCUGAAGUCGUCAAACUCCUAAAGGAUGCUUAUGAACGAGUGAAAUCCUUGCUGAAGAAGCACGAGAAGUCGUUGCAUGCGCUGGCAAAUGCGCUGCUGGAAUACGAGACGCUGAAUGCAGAAGACAUAAAGCGGAUUCUGGUCCCGUAUAAAGACAAAGAGGGGCAAGGACGAGUUAUAGCUGAUCAAGAGUUGCAACAAGACCAAGGGGAGCUUGUGUUGGCUUAAAUCUUAAUAUUAAUUAAUAAAUAUUAAUAUAAGUAAGUUGUUAGCAAACACAUUUUUUUUUUUUUUUUUUUUGAUUCAAUUUUUAA